Messenger RNA from Diceros bicornis minor, 3255 nucleotides. RefSeq names its product collagen beta(1-O)galactosyltransferase 1 (gene COLGALT1). Gene Ontology annotation, molecular function: procollagen galactosyltransferase activity. NCBI's taxonomy places the organism in Eukaryota, Metazoa, Chordata, Mammalia, Perissodactyla, Rhinocerotidae. The coding region runs from base 1 to 1878 and encodes 625 amino acids. The record is from RefSeq and is a predicted model, not a curated record. The transcript is spliced from 12 exons.
AUGGCGGCGGCCCCACGCGCGUGCCGGCGGCGCGGGCGGCCGCUCCCGGCCUCGCUGCUGCUGCUGCUGCUGCUGCUGGCGCUGCCGCCUCCGGGGGGCCCGCCGGGCGCCGCCGCCUACUUCCCCGAGGAGCGCUGGAGCCCUGAGUCGCCGCUGCAGGCGCCGCGCGUGCUCAUCGCGCUGCUGGCGCGCAACGCGGCCCACGCUCUGCCCGCCACGCUGGGCGCCCUGGAGCGGCUGCGGCACCCGCGGGAGCGCACGGCGCUGUGGGUGGCCACAGACCACAACUCAGACAACACGUCGGCCGUGCUGCGGGAAUGGCUGGUGGCCGUGAAGAGUCUGUACCACUCGGUGGAGUGGCGGCCGGCAGAGGAGCCCAGGUCCUACCCAGAUGAGGAGGGCCUCAAACACUGGUCCGACUCCCGCUACGAGCACGUCAUGAAGUUGCGCCAGGCGGCUCUGAAGUCGGCCCGGGACAUGUGGGCUGACUACAUCCUGUUUGUGGAUGCGGACAACCUGCUCUUCAACCCGGACACUCUGACCCUGCUCAUCGCCGAGAACAAGACGGUGGUGGCCCCCAUGCUGGACUCCCGGGCCGCGUACUCCAACUUCUGGUGUGGCAUGACGUCCCAGGGCUACUACAAGCGCACGCCCGCCUACAUCCCCAUCCGCAAACGGGACCGCCGGGGCUGCUUCGCGGUUCCCAUGGUGCACUCGACCUUCCUGAUCGACCUGCGGAAGGCGGCCUCCAGGAACUUGGCGUUCUACCCUCCCCACCCGGACUACACCUGGGCCUUCGACGACAUCAUUGUUUUCGCCUUCUCCUGCAAGCAGGCAGAGGUGCAGAUGUACGUGUGCAACAGGGAGGUGUACGGCUUCCUGCCUGUGCCGCUGCGGGCACACAGCACCCUCCAGGACGAGGCCGAGAGCUUCCUGCACGUGCAGCUGGAGGUCAUGGUGAAGCACCCACCGGCGGAGCCCUCCCGGUUCGUCUCAGUGCCCACCAAGAUGCCUGACAAGAUGGGCUUUGAUGAGGUCUUCAUGAUCAACCUGAAGCGGCGGCAGGACCGGCGGACACGCAUGCUGCAGGCUCUGAGGGCACAGGAGAUUGCGUGCCGGCUGGUGGAGGCUGUGGACGGCAAAGCCAUGAACACCAGCCAGGUGGAGGCGCUGGGCAUCCAGAUGCUGCCUGGCUACCGGGACCCGUACCACGGGCGGCCUCUCACCAAGGGGGAGCUGGGCUGCUUCCUCAGCCACUAUAACAUCUGGAAGGAGGUUGUGGACCGGGGGCUGCAGAAAUCGCUCGUGUUUGAGGAUGACCUGCGCUUCGAGAUCUUCUUCAAGAGGCGCCUGAUGAACCUCAUGCGGGAUGUGGACCAGGAGGGUCUGGACUGGGACCUCAUCUAUGUGGGCCGGAAGCGGAUGCAAGUGGAGCACCCCGAGAAGGCUGUGCCCCGCGUGAGGAACCUGGUGGAGGCCGAUUACUCCUACUGGACGCUGGCUUAUGUGAUCUCCCUGCAAGGCGCCCGCAAGCUGCUGGCUGCCCGGCCGCUGUCCAAGAUGCUGCCUGUUGAUGAGUUCCUGCCCGUCAUGUUCGACAAGCACCCAGUGUCUGAGUACAAGACCCACUUCUCCCCCCGCAACCUGCGCGCCUUCUCUGUGGAGCCCCUGCUUGUCUACCCCACGCACUACACAGGGGACGACGGGUACGUGAGCGACACAGAGACCUCGGUUGUGUGGAACAAUGAGCACGUCAAGACCGACUGGGACCGCGCCAAAUCCCAGAAGAUGCGGGAGCAGCAGGCGCUGAGCCGCGAGGCCAAGAACUCAGAUGUGCUGCAGUCCCCACUAGACAGUGCUGCCCGUGACGAGCUCUGAGGGGCAGCAGCCACAACACCAAAGCAGCCAUCACAGGCCCGGCCUCCACGUGCUCGCCAGGGUCAGCUGGGCCCCUGUGGGUCCCUGGCAGGCCAGGGGGCUCUCCACGCAGGGCGGUGUUCAUCCAGGGUUUGCUCAGCAAUCACAUGCACGCAGGCAGCAUUAAUGGGGUGCCUACUGUAUGCCAGGAACAGGGCUUGGCACCAGGGGAUUGGGUGGGAACAAGCCAGCAUUCAUCUCUCUGUGUGCCCAACACUUUUUAAGCAUUUACUGUGUACUGGGUUCCUGUGUUAUGGCAGUGAAGGACGCGUAAUUAUCCCCUCAAUCAGUGAUUGAGUCAGUCAUCAAGCAUUUAUUGAUUCCCCCCCAAGAAUCAGGCACUAGUAUACACAUUCAUUUUUUAAAUUAAUUUGAGUAUUUAUUGAGUGCUGACUGUAUAUUGAGCACCAUUCCAGGCUCUGGGAAUAUAAACAAGACACUUUCAUUCAUUUAUUCAAACAUAUUGAGCACCUGCUAUGUGCCUGGUACUUAUGAUACAAAGACAAUUCUUAUUGGCUCAGUGCAUUUAUUGAGUGCCUGCUGUGUUCUGGGAGCUGAGCUCGGUGCUGGGGAUGGAAAUAAACAAGGUGCUUUUUACUCUUUAAUUGGUUUCUCCCCCACACGUCUGAAAAGUGCCGAGCGUGCACCAGGCACUAGUGAUACAAAGCAGCAUGACGGUUGUUCAUUCAGCAUCUGAUCACACACAUGUGCUGGGCCACAGAGAUGAACAAAUGAGUCCUUUCCUGUCUUCAUGCAGCAGGCAUUUAUUGAAUGCCUACUGUGUACCAGACCUGAUGGACCCCCAGUGCGGUUGGAGAAUGGUUGACUGAGUCUGGUUCCUCCUCGUCCCCUGUCACCUGAGCUCUGUGCAGACAACAUCCCCCCACCACCCCAGAAGGGAGGGUGACUCUUCCCCCACCAGGGGCAGCUAUGGGUCUCAGUGGCCACAUGGACACUGGCAAGCCCCCCUGGACCAGUCCCCUUGGAGGGGGUGGGGGGUGAAGAUGGGGGCUGGGUCUCCCGUGCCUGCUCCUGAUCCUGUUUGCUUGACUUCCCUGGCCUGCAUCUCAGGUGUGGUCUCGGCCUGCUCAGUGGGGCUCCUCUGUCCAUUGGUGGGGUCACGUGUGUGGGGCUCUGCAUGGGCUCAGCUGCACUGGGGAGCUGACCGUGGCCUGGGCAUGUGUUCCCCAGCACGAGCCAGAGGACUUGCUGUGCCUUCAGCCGGAAACGAAUGUCAGAGCCAGCCAGUGGUGCUUCGCUCUUAGGGGCCACUGCUCGCCGGCUCGGGUCUUGGAUGAUUUGCUUAUUUUUUUAUUAAAUAUUCGUGGUUGGUUUUCA